AUGGGCCUUCUCAGAACUGCUGUCCGAGAUGCUGGCUUCGUCGGUGCCAAACAGGAGCGGGUCGUUAACAUGCUGAUGCAAAAGACCCCAAGUCAUUACAAGGCUCCAUUCAUUUUCAAGCACGAGUAUGGAAUUCGCUCAGCAUUUGUCGUACAGGCGUUAGCUUGCAUUCUACUUUCCGUGUCGCCGAAUCUUGUAUUCUUGGGCAUGACGCAGCCUUUUUACCACCACGUUGAUCUCGAUGAGGCCACCAAGAAUCGACAAUAUUAUCCGCUCGUCGAGCUUCUGAGCGAAACUAACCGCAGCCCGAAGGGCAAGCACUACCUUCAAAAACUACGCGAUGUGUAUUUGAUCAAUAAUGGCAACAUGGGAAUAUUUGACAGUCGUGACUUCGUUCAAGGAGAUAUGAUUACCUGUCUUGGUCCUUUCAAUCGACUCCCAUCCAUCGAGUCUGUCGGAAUCGACCUGCUUGAAGAAGAUGCCAAUAAUGGACUGCCGGGAUACGAGCACAAAACCUCCAAACAUUUGUAG
Molecule: messenger RNA, 531 nt
Organism: Penicillium canescens
Lineage: Eukaryota; Fungi; Ascomycota; Eurotiomycetes; Eurotiales; Aspergillaceae
Exons: 2
Coding region: 1-531 (176 amino acids)
Source: RefSeq, a predicted model, not a curated record